Messenger RNA from Exophiala spinifera, 1803 nucleotides. RefSeq lists its product as uncharacterized. The coding region runs from base 1 to 1803 and encodes 600 amino acids. The transcript has a single exon. NCBI's taxonomy places the organism in Eukaryota, Fungi, Ascomycota, Eurotiomycetes, Chaetothyriales, Herpotrichiellaceae. The record is from RefSeq and is a predicted model, not a curated record.
AUGAGACUACUGGACACAAGGACAUUCGAAUUCCGAGAGUUCUAUGAUAGUGUACCCAGAUACGCAAUCUUGUCUCACCGUUGGGUGCAAGAGGAAGUGUCUUAUAGGGACGUUGAGACUGGUCGACACCAGUCUCUUCGAGGAUGGAUAAAGAUACGAGCCUUCUGCGCGCUGGCUAGUUCGCGCCGACUCUCGUAUGCGUGGGUCGAUACGUGCUGCAUCGACAAAAGUAGCAGUGCCGAACAAAUGGAAGCAAUCAACAGCAUGUACAGAUGGUAUGAAAAUGCCGAAGAAUGCUAUGUUUACUUGAGCGACGUGCGGGCGCCAAGUUUGAACUCGCGCGAACACCAAACAGAGUUUGCGGAGAGUGCCUGGUUUACCCGUGGAUGGACGCUACAAGAACUGAUCGCUCCUUCAAAGGUAUUCUUCUAUAAUUACAGAUGGGACUAUCUCGGAUCUAGAGAUACAAUGUACGUAUUUCUAGGGAACAUUUCCGGAGUCGAUGUCCAAGUUCUCUCAAAAAAGAAACAGCCUCAUGAAUGCACCAUCUCGCAACGGAUGUCUUGGGCCGCUCGCAGGGUAACUAGUCGAUUGGAAGAUCGCGCCUACAGUCUCCUAGGAAUUUUCAACGUCAAUAUGCCCAUGCUUUAUGGUGAAGGCGAAAAAGCGUUCCGACGAUUGCAGCAAGAGGUUAUUAAUCAGUCUGAUGACCACACCAUUUUCGCUUGGGGGAGCAGUAGCUUUGCGAAGACGGUUCUUGCUCCUGCCCCAGAUUGUUUCAGAGGCCUGGAAAAUCUUAUGCGCAUUCAUCCAACAAACGACACCACUCUCGGCUUCAGCUUCGUGAACGCAGGCCUCUCGAUCCAACUUCAUCUUAUUCCGUGGGCGAUGAACACGUACCUGGCACCUCUACGUUGUGGAUACUUUAAACACCAAGGUAACUCAACAUCAGGAGUUUUCUUUCGAGGUUACAACAAGGCAUGCAUCUUCUUACAGCAAACCGAACAUGAUAACCAAUUCGUCCGGGUUUCCGUGGGCGGUCGAGAUCUGAAGGUGAUCGAUGGCGAUGAUCUAGCACAAAUGCGAGAGCAGUUUGAUAUCCAACUGCGACAUAUCCUUGUGAAGCAACCCAAUCUUUCAGACUUGGCCAAUCUUACCGAGUCUUCGUUUUAUGGGUUUAAAUUUAAUUUCAAGCACCCAAAAAUGUUUGAUUCAGGGAGCAAGCCCACGCCGGUCGAUAUGCUUUGCGGCCACGUAUGGCAGCCUAACGACCCGGUCUUCGAGAUUAAAAAUGGAAGACGGCACACUGCCGGCAUUCUACGCCUAAGUGGUUAUCCUGGCCUUUAUUUGUACCUGGGCUUUGAUCUUGACUUCGGCCCGCUAUGCUUGAUCACGAGCCAAACGCCGCAUUCUAGUGAGCGACAGCGUUUCAGUAUUCUCCCGGACUUCACUUUGAUUUCAAAGACCCAAGCGGACCAACUUCUCGACCUCAAUUGGCUUCGUUUCCAGGUUCUCCAGAAGACCCAAGCACAUGAUACCAUUCUCGCCUUCAAAGGAGAGCGAAACGGCCGAACGCAGAUCGAGUGCCAAAGCCUCUCGCUUAGGCUUACUUUUGGCAAGAAGUAUUCUCGAACGGUCGGCAAGCAAGCAUGGUGUGUCACGUUUGAGUACAUCCGUCCCACAAGCCCGGACAAACAGCCGAGCAGGGAUGUCACAAUUACUCCGCGGGACAGACCCACGUCUUACAUAGUAGCUGCACCAGUACUAAACAGAGCACGCUCUGUACGACACUAUAACGGUUGA